This is a messenger RNA of Urocitellus parryii (Arctic ground squirrel), 4315 nucleotides long. It is a transcript of the gene Dhx8, whose product is annotated as DEAH-box helicase 8. Gene Ontology annotation, cellular component: intracellular anatomical structure; catalytic step 2 spliceosome. Lineage: Eukaryota; Metazoa; Chordata; Mammalia; Rodentia; Sciuridae. Gene Ontology annotation, biological process: spliceosomal complex disassembly; mRNA splicing, via spliceosome. Gene Ontology annotation, molecular function: RNA helicase activity; ATP binding; RNA binding. The record is from RefSeq and is a predicted model, not a curated record.
ACUUCCUGUCUGAUCUCUAUGAUCCAUCCUGUUGCGACGGGCGAAGUUCCUAAAGUUUUCAAUUUACAGUAAACAAAAGAGACCUGCUCCAACCCGGAAGUGAAAACUGGAGCCUGACCUGAGUGGCUUCCAGCGCCGGCCGACCGGAAGAAGGCAGAAAGGAAGCUGCAGCCAUGGCUGUGGCUGUGGCCGCGGCGGGAGUCUUUAUCGCCUCGGAGCCAGGCCCCGCGGAAGAACUCGCCAAACUUGAGUAUCUGUCUUUGGUGUCGAAGGUUUGCACCGAGCUGGAUAACCACUUGGGGAUCAACGACAAGGACCUAGCUGAAUUUGUGAUCAGCCUUGCUGAGAAAAAUACUACCUUUGAUACUUUUAAGACUUCGUUGGUCAAAAAUGGUGCAGAAUUCACAGAUUCUCUUAUUAGUAACCUUCUGCGUCUCAUACAAACCAUGCGACCUCCAGCAAAGCCUUCUGCUAGCAAAGAUCCAGUUGUUAAGCCAAAAACCGAAAAAGAAAAGCUGAAGGAACUUUUCCCAGUCCUUUGCCAGCCAGACAACCCUUCCGUUCGGACCAUGCUGGAUGAGGAUGACGUGAAGGUUGCUGUGGAUGUYUUAAAAGAACUGGAAGCUUUAAUGCCCAGUGCAGCAGGCCAGGAGAAGCAAAGAGAUACUGAGCACCGGGACAGGACAAAAAAGAAGAAGCGWAGUCGAAGCCGAGACCGUGACCGUGAUCGUGACAGAGAACGAGAUAGAGAGCGAGACAGAGACCACAAGCGGAGACAUCGAUCCCGUUCUCGAUCACAUUCUAGGACCCGGGAGAGGAAUAAAGGAAAGUCUAGAUAUCGGUCCAGGAGUAGAAGUCAGAGUCCCCCCAAAGACAGGAAGGACCGUGACAAGUAUGGGGAGAGAAAUCUGGACAGAUGGCGGGAUAAACAUGUGGACCGCCCACCCCCUGAAGAACCUGCCAUCGGGGACAUAUACAAUGGCAAAGUUACCAGCAUCAUGCAAUUUGGAUGCUUUGUGCAGCUGGAGGGACUAAGGAAGCGAUGGGAAGGCCUGGUGCACAUCUCUGAGCUCCGGCGGGAAGGCCGUGUGGCCAAUGUGGCUGAUGUGGUGAGCAAAGGCCAGAGGGUCAAGGUCAAAGUGCUGUCCUUCACAGGGACCAAGACCAGCCUGAGCAUGAAGGAUGUAGAUCAAGAGACUGGAGAAGAUCUAAACCCAAAUCGACGUCGAAAUUUGGUUGGGGAGACCAAUGAAGAGACCUCAAUGCGGAAUCCAGAUAGACCCACUCACCUUUCCCUUGUCAGUGCCCCUGAAGUAGAGGAUGACUCACUGGAGCGCAAGCGCCUCACCCGCAUCUCUGAUCCAGAGAAGUGGGAGAUCAAACAGAUGAUUGCUGCCAAUGUUCUUUCCAAAGAAGAGUUUCCAGACUUUGAUGAAGAGACUGGCAUUCUCCCUAAGGUGGAUGAUGAAGAAGAUGAGGACCUUGAGAUCGAACUGGUUGAGGAAGAGCCUCCAUUCCUGAGAGGGCACACCAAGCAAAGCAUGGAUAUGAGCCCCAUUAAAAUCGUUAAGAACCCAGAUGGCUCCCUCUCCCAAGCAGCCAUGAUGCAGAGUGCCUUGGCCAAGGAAAGGCGGGAACUCAAGCAGGCCCAGCGUGAAGCUGAGAUGGAUUCUAUUCCCAUGGGACUCAAUAAACACUGGGUUGAUCCUCUGCCUGAUGCGGAAGGCAGGCAGAUUGCUGCCAAUAUGAGGGGGAUUGGGAUGAUGCCCAAUGACAUUCCAGAGUGGAAGAAGCAUGCCUUUGGGGGCAACAAAGCUUCUUAUGGAAAAAAGACCCAGAUGUCAAUCCUUGAGCAGAGGGAGAGCCUGCCCAUCUACAAACUGAAGGAGCAACUGGUUCAGGCUGUACAUGACAACCAGAUCCUGAUUGUUAUUGGAGAGACAGGGUCUGGAAAGACAACACAGAUCACCCAGUACCUGGCAGAGGCAGGCUACACUUCCAGGGGCAAGAUUGGGUGUACUCAGCCCAGAAGAGUGGCAGCCAUGUCUGUGGCCAAAAGAGUGUCGGAGGAGUUUGGUUGUUGCUUAGGUCAAGAGGUGGGCUACACCAUUCGGUUUGAGGACUGCACCAGUCCUGAAACAGUCAUCAAAUACAUGACAGACGGUAUGUUGCUCAGAGAGUGCCUGAUUGACCCUGACCUAACUCAGUAUGCAAUCAUCAUGCUGGACGAGGCACAUGAGAGGACAAUUCACACCGAUGUGCUCUUUGGAUUGUUGAAAAAGACAGUUCAAAAACGGCAGGACAUGAAACUGAUUGUCACGUCAGCUACCUUGGAUGCAGUGAAAUUUUCUCAGUACUUCUAUGAAGCUCCUAUCUUCACCAUCCCAGGUCGAACAUACCCAGUGGAAAUAUUGUACACAAAGGAACCUGAGACAGAUUAUCUGGAUGCGAGCCUGAUUACUGUCAUGCAGAUCCACUUAACUGAGCCACCAGGUGAUAUCUUGGUUUUCUUGACUGGUCAGGAAGAGAUUGAUACUGCUUGUGAAAUCCUGUAUGAAAGAAUGAAAUCACUAGGACCUGAUGUUCCAGAAUUAAUUAUCCUCCCAGUGUACUCUGCUCUUCCCAGUGAGAUGCAGACCAGAAUAUUUGACCCAGCUCCUCCUGGCAGCAGAAAGGUCGUGAUUGCCACCAACAUUGCAGAGACAUCACUAACUAUUGAUGGCAUCUAUUAUGUCGUGGACCCUGGAUUUGUGAAACAGAAAGUUUAUAAUUCCAAGACAGGGAUUGAUCAACUUGUGGUGACACCUAUUUCUCAGGCUCAGGCAAAACAACGAGCUGGCAGAGCUGGGAGAACUGGCCCAGGGAAGUGUUAUAGGCUAUAUACGGAACGUGCCUACCGAGAUGAAAUGCUGACCACUAAUGUGCCAGAAAUCCAGAGAACCAACUUAGCAAGCACAGUACUGUCCCUCAAGGCCAUGGGCAUCAAUGACCUGCUGUCAUUUGACUUCAUGGAUGCCCCACCAAUGGAAACCUUGAUUACAGCCAUGGAGCAGCUAUACACCCUGGGGGCCUUGGAUGAUGAGGGCCUGCUCACUCGCCUGGGCCGCAGGAUGGCAGAAUUCCCCUUGGAGCCAAUGCUGUGCAAAAUGCUCAUCAUGUCUGUGCAUCUGGGGUGCAGUGAGGAAAUGCUGACCAUCGUGUCCAUGCUGUCUGUGCAGAACGUCUUCUACAGGCCCAAGGAUAAGCAAGCCCUCGCAGAUCAAAAGAAAGCCAAAUUCCAUCAGACAGAAGGGGACCACCUUACCCUGUUGGCUGUGUACAACUCCUGGAAGAACAACAAAUUCUCCAACCCUUGGUGCUACGAGAACUUUAUCCAGGCUCGUUCCCUGCGCCGGGCCCAGGACAUUCGCAAACAGAUGUUAGGCAUAAUGGAUAGACAUAAACUGGAUGUGGUCUCCUGUGGCAAAUCCACAGUUCGAGUGCAGAAGGCCAUCUGCAGUGGUUUCUUCCGUAAUGCUGCCAAAAAAGACCCACAGGAGGGUUACCGGACGCUGAUUGACCAGCAGGUGGUCUACAUCCACCCUUCCAGUGCUCUCUUCAACAGACAGCCAGAAUGGGUGGUGUACCAUGAGUUGGUGCUGACCACGAAAGAGUAUAUGCGUGAGGUCACCACUAUUGAUCCCCGGUGGCUUGUGGAGUUUGCCCCAGCCUUCUUCAAGGUCUCUGACCCAACCAAACUAAGCAAGCAGAAGAAGCAGCAGCGUCUUGAACCAUUGUACAACCGUUAUGAGGAGCCCAAUGCUUGGAGAAUAUCCCGGGCCUUCCGGCGGCGCUGACAGGCAAGCUUGUCUAUUUGCCUCUUCUAUAGCAGUGGCCCAGGACUUGGACUUCCUCUUACCGAUGAAAAACUGGUCCUGAAUGUACAGCUGUCCUGUGACUGCAUUUGCUAAACUUGACUUUCAUUUCUUUCUUGGUGGUAAGAUAGAAACCAGGAUUUAAGUCUGGUGUUGGCUGGAUCCUCUAGCCCCCAUCACUCCCAAGUCUUGGGGCCAGAGAGUCAGGGGCUUAUACCCAGCAUAGCACACAAUGCAUCAUCUUCAAGAAAGGGACAACUUGUUCAGCCUUGAAAUGGGAAAAGGGAGUGAAUGAAUGUCUGAUACAUGCCACAGCUACAGAGGACCCUGAUGCCCCAGCUGAUGCUCCCUAGAAGAGAGAGCCAUAAUGCUCAUCUACAGUGUCGACCUCACUGCCUGCCUCCUCCCCAGCUCCUGUACUCUGGCUUAACCUUCUGGAAAUAUUUAUUUUCUUAAGGAAA